This is a messenger RNA of Leishmania braziliensis MHOM/BR/75/M2904, 2556 nucleotides long. RefSeq lists its product as hypothetical. Gene Ontology annotation, molecular function: ubiquitin protein ligase activity; zinc ion binding. The transcript has a single exon. Lineage: Eukaryota; Euglenozoa; Kinetoplastea; Trypanosomatida; Trypanosomatidae. Bases 1 to 2556 code for a protein of 851 amino acids. The record is from RefSeq and is a predicted model, not a curated record. Gene Ontology annotation, cellular component: cytoplasm.
AUGGCGGCCAAGAGGGAAUUUUAUGUGGAUUUUGAAGUGAAGUUUGGAAAGACAGUCGUCUCGCUUGAGAUGCCGGCCUCCGCCACUGUCCACGACCUAAAGCACAGGCUGGAGGAAAAAACUCACGUGCUCCUUGACAAGCAGCGACUGUUGCUCAACCUGCCUGUUGUAAAGGCAAAGCACCGAGACCCGCCGCACGAUACGGUUGUCCGCCUUCUCUUUCCGGCAGAGCUGGUCAGCCGUUGCGAGCAGCACGACGGUCCUGUUGCACAGCACUUGAAGGUGAGCGCCAUGUUGCUCGGAAGUGCGGAGGUGGCCCCGACAGUGAACGUUGCAGCGACAUCAGAAAUAUCGCGACUGGUGGCCACCACAGUGGAGUACGACGGCAAGUGGUACCGGUGUUCCUACCCACGCGGGUAUCUGCGGCAGACGGCGUACAUCUGUCGCACAUGCGUGGACGAGGCAAGGGCGGAUCCACAGCACGCGGUCUGUCUUGCCUGCGCUGAGUUCUGCCACGGUAAUCACGAGGUCGAAGAGUGGGGCGUGCGUUACAACAUGCGGUGUGACUGCUGCACGCAGAAAUGCUGGCGAGUUCCUGCCGAUCCGGAGGCUACCGCAGAAGCCGCCGCGAAGCAGCAAGCGAGGCUUGAUACCUCGUCAUCAGUAGCGUCUCCGAUGGUUUCUGUCUCCCAAAUGCGUGCCGUACAGAUGAGCGACAUCGAAGGGCGCACCACGCGCAAGCGCGCGCCUUCGACAACGCCAGUGACACCAAAGCGAUCACGCGGCAGCUCACCGAUGAGUGGAAUUCGCAUGACCACCAUCCCGCCGACAGACAUGCCGGAGGUAACCUUGCACCCCUCCACCACCUCUGGUGUGUCGGUGUCGACGGCAGGCGCCUCCAGGCCGUCACAAGAGGCCAGCAGGCUCCUCCCUUCGUCGUCUGCGUUCCUCACAGGACCAUCAUCGCCCUUGGCUGCUGCCCCGGCGGCUGUGGACAAGGCGAAUGCCGCGGUCGGUGUUGCAGGCAAGCCGAGUUUUCUCGGCAAGCGCUCCCCUGACAGGGACAACGAGGAUGACGACUUCCACGGCGGCCACGGCGAGGAGGAGCACCAGGACGCGCACCUGCCGCCACUGCUGGAGCUGAGCCACUGCGCCUUCGUUGUGGACAGCAAAACGAAGAAGCCGCCAGUGGAGUCGGUGCUGCCCACGAAUCGCCACAACCGCUACCCACGAGACCCGUUCAACUGGUGUUACUGCAAAAACCCCUAUCCCAGUGAUGACCCCGAGUGCGGCGGCAUUGCCUGUAUGCUCUGCUGCAGCUGUUACUGGAGCACCCACCUCACAAGACUACACACAUAUCAAUACCGGCGUAUGCCGUGCUACGGCGACGUGCUGCUCGGCGACACGAUCGCCUUCAAAUGCAAUACGUGCCAUACAUGCGUGUGCGUGCCCUGCCGAUACCGCUGCCACAAGGACCACGACGUUGAGGAAACGUUGGUGAGGCCGUCGACGGACGAUGGCACCGACAACGACGCGCCGGAGGGGGCCAGGUUCAGCUGCGGCUGUCGCGGACUCUGCGCAAUUGCGGAGGAAGUCCCGGCGGAGAUGAUCGAUGAUGAAAGCACAUUCGACCCGAUCCCAGACGCUGUGGCGACGGAGAUGAUGAAUAACGACAUCUUUACCGGAUUUGUGUGUGCCUACUGCAUGCAGGAACACCCAUGGAUGGCAACGGAUGACCCACUGAAGUGCUACCAAGGACAGCUGCCGCCGAUGACGAUCGAGAAGAAGCCCGUAUUGGCCUGCGGCGCCAAAUCUCCCUUGCCUCACUCGGCAGACGUGGAGGACUCGGACGUGUUCCCGUACCACGGAAUGCUGUUGCCGGUGAGCGCCUUCACGAACGACAUGACGUGCUCCUGCGAGGCUUGCCGCACCAUGUUUGCGAAGUUCGCUCCUCGCUCGACGGAAAGUGCGACGGAGAUGAUCAUGGAGCUGCACGACCACUGUGACCACUGCGGCAAAUCCAUCAAGGACCAGCAGGCCUUCAUGUGCCGCACCUGCGAGAUGCGCCUCGACCACACCUUCUUUAUAUGCAAAGAUUGCAACGCGCUGCGGGAGUUGCAGGUGCAGAGCAUCCAUUGCGUGCAGGCCUUGGCUAGGCCGUCAAACGACGAGGCACCGCCGCAGCCAGUCGAGAGGUCGCAUGGGGACAGAGGAGAGGGUACUGUAGAGGACGCCCAGCUUGAUGCAGCGAAUCACAGCGCACGCGACCAUGUUCUGCCGGAGACCGGCGAGUACGACCACGACCUGUCGCACGAGUUUGUUGAGGACACUUUCGAAAAUCUGUACGCGCUCUGUGGAAUGCAGAUCCUGCAGAACAUGGACCCCGAGAUGCAGGAGUACGUCGCUUCUCACUGGGAUCCAGCGACGAACCGGAUGGAGUUGGCGAAUUCCUUGUCGCAGUCGCUCGGACAGAUUCCGCUGACGUUUGACGAAGAGGAGCUUCGAGAAAUGACGGUGCUGAACCAAAAGCACAACGAGGCGCAGGCACGGAAGUGA